Chrysochloris asiatica (Cape golden mole) is the source of this 1615-nucleotide messenger RNA. It is a transcript of the gene CDC73, whose product is annotated as cell division cycle 73. Gene Ontology annotation, biological process: positive regulation of transcription elongation by RNA polymerase II; transcription elongation by RNA polymerase II. Gene Ontology annotation, molecular function: RNA polymerase II complex binding. The coding region runs from base 20 to 1615 and encodes 531 amino acids. NCBI's taxonomy places the organism in Eukaryota, Metazoa, Chordata, Mammalia, Afrosoricida, Chrysochloridae. The transcript has 17 exons. The record is from RefSeq and is a predicted model, not a curated record. Gene Ontology annotation, cellular component: Cdc73/Paf1 complex.
UUCGGCAAGGGGGGGGAAGAUGGCGGACGUGCUCAGUGUCCUGCGACAGUAUAACAUCCAGAAGAAGGAGAUUGUGGUGAAGGGAGACGAAGUAAUCUUCGGGGAGUUCUCCUGGCCCAAGAAUGUCAAGACCAACUAUGUUGUCUGGGGGACUGGAAAGGAAGGCCAACCUAGAGAGUAUUAUACAUUGGAUUCUAUCUUAUUUCUUCUUAACAAUGUGCACCUUUCUCAUCCUGUUUAUGUCCGACGUGCAGCCACUGAAAACAUUCCUGUGGUUCGAAGACCUGACCGAAAAGAUCUCCUUGGAUAUCUUAAUGGUGAAGCAUCAACAUCUGCAAGUAUUGAUAGAAGUGCCCCCCUAGAAAUAGGUCUACAGCGAUCUACUCAAGUUAAGCGUGCUGCAGAUGAAGUUUUAGCAGAAGCAAAGAAACCACGAAUUGAGGAUGAAGAAUGCGUUCGUCUUGAUAAAGAGAGAUUGGCUGCUCGUUUGGAGGGUCACAAAGAAGGAAUUGUACAAACAGAACAGAUUAGGUCUUUGUCUGAAGCUAUGUCAGUGGAGAAAAUUGCUGCAAUCAAAGCCAAAAUUAUGGCUAAGAAAAGAUCUACUAUCAAGACUGAUCUAGAUGAUGAUAUAACUGCUCUUAAACAGAGGAGUUUUGUGGAUGCUGAAGUAGAUGUGACCCGGGAUAUUGUCAGCAGAGAGAGAGUGUGGAGGACACGAACAACUAUCUUACAAAGCACAGGAAAGAAUUUUUCCAAGAAUAUUUUUGCAAUUCUUCAAUCUGUGAAAGCCAGAGAAGAAGGGCGUGCACCAGAACAGCGACCAGCUCCAAAUGCAGCACCUGUGGAUCCCACAUUGCGUAGCAAGCAACCUAUCCCAGCUGCAUACAAUAGAUAUGACCAGGAAAGGUUUAAAGGAAAAGAAGAAACGGAGGGCUUCAAAAUUGACACUAUGGGCACGUACCAUGGUAUGACGCUGAAAUCUGUAACGGAGGGUGCAUCUGCCCGUAAGACUCAGACUCCUGCAACCCAGCCAGUACCAAGACCAGUUUCCCAAGCAAGACCUCCCCCAAAUCAGAAGAAAGGGUCUCGAACACCCAUUAUCAUAAUUCCUGCAGCUACCACCUCUUUAAUCACCAUGCUUAAUGCAAAAGACCUUUUACAAGAUCUGAAAUUUGUCCCAUCAGAUGAGAAGAAGAAACAAGGCUGCCAACGUGAAAAUGAAACUCUAAUCCAGAGAAGAAAAGACCAGAUGCAGCCAGGGGGCAAUGCAAUUAGCGUAACAGUUCCUUAUAGAGUAGUAGACCAACCUCUUAAACUUAUGCCUCAAGACUGGGACCGAGUUGUAGCAGUUUUUGUUCAAGGUCCUGCAUGGCAAUUCAAAGGCUGGCCUUGGCUAUUGCCUGAUGGAUCACCAGUUGAUAUAUUUGCUAAAAUUAAAGCCUUCCAUCUCAAAUAUGAUGAAGUUCGUCUAGAUCCAAAUGUUCAGAAAUGGGAUGUAACAGUAUUAGAACUCAGCUAUCAUAAACGUCAUUUGGAUAGACCAGUUUUCUUACGAUUCUGGGAAACAUUGGAUAGGUACAUGGUAAAGCAUAAAUCCCACUUGAGAUUCUGA